Messenger RNA from Rhodamnia argentea, 5253 nucleotides. RefSeq lists its product as uncharacterized. Lineage: Eukaryota; Viridiplantae; Streptophyta; Magnoliopsida; Myrtales; Myrtaceae. The record is from RefSeq and is a predicted model, not a curated record. The transcript has 17 exons. Gene Ontology annotation, molecular function: ATP binding; protein serine/threonine kinase activity. Gene Ontology annotation, biological process: protein phosphorylation; recognition of pollen.
AUGGCAGAUCCUCCCAUCUUCAGCUCCUUUUGCGCUUCCGUCGCCGUUCUGUCCCUGCUGUGCCUUUCGAGCGCAGGUGACACCCUGAGUUCGGUUUAGUCUAUUCAACAGGGAGAGACACUAGUUUCCCGGGGCCGAAAAUUUGAGCUUGGUUUCUUCUCUGCUGGAAGCUCAAAGAACACCUUCCUGGGGAUUUGGUUCGUGGUGAGUCCUGAAGCGGUCGUUUGGGUCGCUAACAGGAACAGUCCACUCACUGAUUCAAAUGGUACUUUGAAAAUAAGCAAUGAAGGUGAACUCGUUCUUCUCAACCAAUCAAACAGCGUCAUUUGGUCAACCAAUUCAACCAAGGUUCUUGGAAACCCAGUUGCACAGCUCCUAGAUUCUGGUAACCUCGUUCUUAGCGAAAGCAGCAGUUCUAGUUCUGUUGAUUACUCAUGGCAGAGCUUUGACUACCCAUCAGACACAAUUUUGAUCGGUAUGACCGUAGGAUGGAACUUUAGAACCGGCAUCGAACAUCAUCUGACUUCCUGGAGAAGCACGGAGGACCCCCCCCCUGGAGACUAUAUCUAUAGGUACAAAAUCGAUAGGCUACCUCAAAUUGAAAUAGUGAGCAAAGGUUCUGUCAAAGUAUAUCGAACUGGGCCAUGGGAUGGAAUUGAAUUCGGCGGUCUUAACAUGGAGGGGAAUACGGUUAUUAACCCGAUCUUUGUUUACAACGCAACGGAUGCCUAUUUUGCAUUUGAAACCUUAAAGGACGAUAUCACUGCCAGAGUCAGGUUAAGCCCGGAUGGUGUUAUGCAGUUGCAUCUACUGACGAGUGGAAGCACCGAGUGGUAUCUGAUGUACUCGCUCCCUCAUGACCCUUGUGACAACUAUGGACAGUGUGGUGCUAAUGGCAUGUGCAGACUUAACCAAAGCCCAAGAUGCCUCUGCUUGCAGGGUUUUAUGCCCAAGUCACAAGAAGAGUGGGACAUGCUUAAUUCAACAGAGGGGUGCAUAAGGAAAAUUCCAUUGAAUUGUUCUCGUGGUGAGGGUUUUAUGAGACUUUCGCAGGUGAAAUUACCAGACCUGGUAGAUUUCGAGCUAUUCAAGAAUAUGAGCCUCAAGGAGUGCAAGAUUGAAUGUCUAAAGAAUUGUUCUUGCACGGCUUAUGCUAAUUCCGAUAUUAGAGGAGCAGGCUGCUUGAUGUGGUUUGGUGAUCUCAUUGAUAUUAAGGAAAUUGACACGGUUGUGAACAGGCAGCAUCUCUACCUACGGCUACCUGCUUCUGAAUUAGAUUCAAUCCGCAAUCCAUCCAAGAAGCUGGUGACUAUCAUAGUGGCUUCAGCGAUUUCAGGAUUGCUUCUACUGGGCAUGGCAUUGAGCAUAAUCUGGAAGAGAAGAAUGAAAAGACGAGGCUUGCCAAGUGGGACAGAUGACAUUGACUUGCCCUUAUAUGAUUUUGCUACUAUUGCCGUUGCCACCAACCAUUUCUCUCAAACAAACAUGCUAGGAGCAGGCGGCUUCGGUUCGGUCUACAAGGGAAGACUUUCCACAGGACAAGAAGUAGCAGUGAAAAGGCUGUCAAAAUCUUCCAGGCAAGGUCCUGACGAGUUUAUGAAUGAAGUCCUUCUAAUCGCCAGACUUCAGCACCGGAAUCUUGUUGGACUUCUUGGCUGCUGCAUUGAGGGUGAAGAAAGAAUGUUAAUUUAUGAAUACAUGCCAAACAAAAGCUUGGAUUAUUUCAUUUUUGAUCAUGAUAGAAGCUCCUCUUUGGCAUGGGAAAGGCGAUUUGACAUUGUUUUAGGAAUCGCCCGAGGACUUCUCUAUCUCCACCAGGAUUCAAAACUGCAAGUUAUCCACAGAGACCUUAAAGUGAGUAACAUUUUGUUAGAUGCCGAUAUGAAUCCAAAGAUUUCGGAUUUUGGCCUGGCAAGGAACUUUCAAGGAGAUGACACAGAGGCAAAGACGAGAAGAAUAGUUGGUACAUAUGGUUAUAUGUCCCCAGAGUAUGCCUUUGAUGGCAAAUUCUCUGUGAAGUCCGACGUUUUUAGCUUUGGUGUGCUUUUGUUAGAGAUAGUAAGUAGCAAAAGGAAUAGAGGAUUCCAGCAUGCUGAUCAUUUUCACAACCUUCUCAGGCACGCUUGGUUGCUAUGGAGUGAAGGGAGGGCCAUGGAACUCAUCGAUGUAUCUUUAUGCAACUCUGUUGUCGAGUCUCAAGCAGAGAGAGGCGUUCAGGUAGGCUUGUUAUGCGUCCAAAAGUUUCCUGAAGAUAGGCCUACAAUGUCCAGUGUUGUUUUCAUGUUGGCAAAUGAAGGGGCAACCUUGCCAUUGCCUAAAGAGCCCGGUUUCUUCAUGGAGAGAAGUUCAGGUAGCUCAGUUGCAACUUUAGUUAAGGAAGGAUCCUCCUCGCUCAAUGUCAUUUCGGUCACAUUGCCGGAAGAUCCUCCUGGCGUCAGCUUCUUUUGCGCUUCCAUUGAAGUUCUGUCACUGCUGCACCUGUCAAGUGCAGCUGACAUCUCGACUUCAGUUCAAUCUAUUGAAGAAGGAGAGACGCCAGUCUAUGGGAGAUGGAGAGAUAUUCAGGCCAAAGCUUUGAGCUCGGCUUCUUCUCUCCUGGCAACACCGAGGACAGCGUUCUGUAAGGUAGACUUCAGCCAUAUAUUCUUGGUAAGCAUCUCUCGAUUUUUAAAACUGGCACCGAUGAGGAGGAUCCAGGGAAAAAUGGCAGAUGGCUUUAUGGAAAUUGGAAAGCUUUUCUCUUCACCGACUUUUCACUCUCUUUUUGUCAUCUUUAUGUCGGUGCUGAACUUGUCGGUCGCAUCUGAUACGUUAAGUUCAGGUCAGUCCAUUAAAGAUGGAGAGACAUUGGUCUCUUCAGGCCAAAGCUUUGAGCUAGGUUUCUUCUCUCCAGGAAAAUCCAAGAAUAGGUACUUGGGGAUAUGGUACAAAUUUAGUCCUGAAACAGUCGUUUGGGUCGCCAACGGGAACAACCCACUCACUGAUUUAGAUGGUGUUCUCACAUUUAGUGAUGAGAGGAAUCUAGUUGUUCUCAACCGAUCAAACAGUGUCAUCUGGUCUUCGAAUUCAUCCAGGGUUUUAAGAAACCCAGUUGCACAGCUGUCGGAUUCUGGUAACCUUGUUGUUUUAGAGAAUACCAGUUCACAUUCUGGUGAAUGCUCAUGGCAGAGCUUUGACUAUCCAACUGACACCCUUUUAACCGGUAUGCGAAUGGGACAGAACCUCAAAACCGGUUUCGAAUGGCAUCUGACUUCUUGGAAAAGCAUGGAUGAUCCCUCUUCUGGAGACUAUACCUAUGGAAUAAAUGUAGAAGGGUUGCCGCAAUUGGAAGUGCUCUACAAAGGUUUCAGGAAGAUACUUCGAGCAGGUCCACAAAAUGGGGUCCAGUUCCCUGGUACUCCGCAGUCUGAAAGUACCCUAUUCAAGCCCAUGUUUGUUUACAAUGAAACAUGUAAAGGGAGCUCUACAUGGGACGUUAUGGUCUCAAUCCCCCGCGAACCAUGCGACAACUACGGGCAGUGUGGUGCUAAUGGUGUCUGCACAAUUAGCGAAGAUCCAAGAUGCCAGUGCUUGCAGGGUUUCAUGCCCAAGUCCCCAGAGGAAUGGCAAAUGCUUAACUCAACCAGUGGGUGCAUAAUGAAAGUUCCAUUGAAUUGCUCUCGAGAGGAGGGGUUUCUGAAGCUUUCGCAGCUGAAGUUGCCUGACUUGAUAGACUACUCGCUAAACAAGACUAUGAGCCUCAACGAGUGCAAGGCUGAGUGUCUAAAGAACUGUUCCUGCAGGGCUUAUGCUAACUCAGAUGUUAGAGGGGGAGGUAGCGGCUGUUUAAUGUGGUUCGGCGAUCUCAUUGAUAUGAGAGAAUCUCAACAAGUCAACUACGAGCAAAAUCUCUACAUAAGAGUACCUGCAUCUGAGUUAGAUUCAAUCCACAGCCCUGUCAAUAAGAAAAGACUGGUGACUGUCAUAGUGGCUUCUGCAAUUUCUGGAUUGUUCAUAGUAGGCAUAGCAUUGGGCAUAAUGUGGAAAAGCAGAAUGAAAGGAGGAGGCUUGGGACGUGAAAAGGAAGACAUUGACAUUGCGACUGGACAUUUCUCUGAGACCAACACAAUUGGAAUGGGUGGCUUUGGUACAGUCUACAAGGGCAUUCUCUCCUCAGGCCAAGAAAUAGCAGUGAAAAGGCUGUCCAAAAGUUCAGGACAAGGUCUCGAAGAGUUCAGGAAUGAAGUACUCCUAAUCGCCAGACUUCAGCACCGGAACCUUGUUGGGCUUCUUGGCUAUUGCAUAGAGGGAGAAGAGAGAAUGCUAAUAUAUGAGUAUAUGCCGAAUAAAAGCUUGGACAAUAUCAUUUUUGAUGAUGACAGAAGCUCCACCUUGCCAUGGAAAAGUCGCUUUGACAUUGUCAUAGGAAUUGCGAGAGGACUUCUCUAUCUUCACCAAGAUUCAAAACUACAAGUCAUUCACAGAGACCUCAAAGUAAGCAAUAUACUGUUGGAUGCUGACCUGAAUCCUAAAAUUUCGGACUUUGGUCUCGCAAGAAUCUUUGGGGGUGAUGAAAGGGAGGCAAGAACUAGAAGAAUUAUCGGUACCUACGGUUAUAUGUCUCCAGAGUAUGCUUUUGACGGAAAAUUCUCAGUGAAAUCCGAUGUUUUUAGCUUUGGUGUACUUCUGUUAGAGAUAGUAAGUAGCAAAAGGAAUAGAGGAUUCUGGCAUCAAGAUCAUCACCACAGCCUUCUUGGGCACGCAUGGUUGCUUUGGAGCGAAGGCAGGGCCUUGGAGCUUUUACAUGAAUCUCUACGCAACUCCUCCUUCGCAUCCCAAGUAGAGAGAUGCAUUCACAUCAGCUUGUUAUGUGUCCAAAAGUUUCCUGGAGAUAGACCAUCCAUGUCUUCAGUCCUUUUCAUGUUAGCGAAUGAAGGGGGAGUCUUGCCACAGCCUAAACAGCCCGGCUUCUUCAUGGAAAGAAGUUCGUCGAGCACAGAAGAAUCCUACACGAGGAAUAUUAUGACUAUAACCAUGCCGGAUGGUCGAUAAACUUUCCUUCAAGGGCGUUCCCUGCAGUGUGGUAUUUAGACCAGCUUUCUCGGUGCAUAAAAAGGGAAGACGGUUGCCGAUCACUAUGACUGAGCACUUCAAUGUGUGAGAGGUAUAGCGAUCUAGACUUUAAUGUUGCUUCAGGUUCCCAAGUUUUAGAUAACAUCUGCUAAAAACAGUCUGAAAAGUUUGUGAAAGCAUUGUUGUAUGUGUGGAUAUGAA